UGGCCGCGUGAAUCUUUAAGCGAUGAGUCAAGAGUUGAGUUUCGCGUAAUAUUUAGGUGUUUUAACACUUCGCCGUAAUGAUUUGGGUACUUGUUACCAUGUGUUUACUACAUGGCGCAGCUUGUUUCCACACUUUUUUCCCCAACGAACGCACUACACUGGAUGACUGCAGUUCACGUUACUACCGCGUUGAGGGGAUCUCCCAGGUGGCGCCAGCUUUCGGACAGCCUACCCGGAUCCGGGAGUUCCCGCACAUGGCGGCCAUCGGUUGGACCAAUCCGGACGGCCGCGGUGGCGUCCAGUGGCGCUGUGGCGGGUCGCUGGUUUGGGACAACUUUGUCCUGACGGCGGCCCAUUGCGUGCUGGAUUCGUCCAGUGAUGCUCCGGACGUCGUUCGGCUCGGGGACAUUGAUUUGUACAGUUCGGCCGAUGACGAGUGGGCGCAGCAGUUUCGGAUUGUGAAGAUUGUAAGACAUCCGGAGCACCGGUUCACGGCCAACUAUCACGACAUUGCACUGCUAAAGCUGGACCGGAAUGUGGUGCAGCAGGACGGCACGGUGAUACCGGCGUGUCUGUGGACGGAUGAUGAAGUCCGGUUCAAGAAACUGGUGGCUACCGGGUGGGGUCGAACGGGGGUAGGUUCCGAAUACACGCCCAAGCUGCUGCAGGUGUCGUUGAGUCCGAUUUCGAACGAAGAAUGCAGCGUGUAUUAUCCCACGGAUCGUAAACUCAAGCAAGGUCUGCGGGUUCAACACCUGUGUGCACGGGAUGAGCAAAUGGACACCUGCGAGGGGGACUCCGGUGGUCCGCUGCAGAUCAAGCUGAUGCACAACGGCCGGAUGACUCCGUUUAUUGUUGGCGUAACUUCGUUUGGAUCGGCUUGCGGCAUUUCAAAUCCCGGAGUUUACACGAGAGUAUCUGCGUACUUCAGGUGGAUAGUUGACACCAUGCGGGAGCAUGGAGCAGUCGGACUAGAAACAAACUAUAACGAGACGUUGUGUGCUCUGCGAUACGUAACGUAUCGGGAGUACGACAAGAAAGUAGCUCAGAAAUACAACGAGACCUUUACCACUGGCGCUUCUACUGGUCGUAGAAUUUACGAAGCCGAAGUUCCAGAGCAGCUAGCGACGGUUCGGUGGAACGGGCAUGGACCGGACUGUUUUGGUGUGAUUGUAGAUGAAGACACGGUGCUGACUGUGGCGGAUUGCACGGAUUAUAAAGGAAAAUCACCCAGCUUUGUCAACUAUCUGAACAACAAAGUCAUGCCCAUUUCAAAGAUUGUGGUACAUCCCGAUCACAUGCGAGGUUCCGCGUACAACAACAUUGCCAUUUUGAAGUUGAGCAAUCUGCUGGAUCUACCUGAGCAUUUUGUGCCCUCCUGUAUCACGCACAGUUACGAAGACUACGCCAUCAACGGGUACGGCAAGGGAAGGCGCGACAUCAACAAACUGGUAUUUUAUGGCAAUAACCACACAAUAGACCCACACCAGACAAACCAUCUUAUCCGGUUUGAAAGCUUAGAUCCGAGCGAUUGUACAGUUCCGGAACGCUUCACCCCUCGGCUACAGCAGGGACUUGCCAGCGAACAUUUGUGCUUGGGUCAAGACGUCUUUCUGGUUCCGGGCUCGUGCGAGCAGCUUACCGGUAGCAUGAUUGGCAGAUCUGCUGUGUUCUACUAUUUCACCAAAGCGUUGAGUUUGCUGAGUCGAGAUUGUGGCUUCGGAGAGCAUCUGAUCAGUACCCGGCUGUACAGCCACGUAGAGUGGAUGAAGACGGUGCUGCUGCCUAGCUAUCGGGACUCCAGUGCGGUACACUAUGUCGAUCCCGAUCUACGCGAAGGAAGCAGUUGCACCCUGGGCAGUGGGGCUACGGGACUUUGUGUUCCUGUAGAUAAAUGUGGACACCAACUGAAGCAGGCUCGAGGACAAGUCACCUUCUGUUCGAGUGGAGCGGUCAUUUGCUGUUCAACUGAACACAGUGAAGUGACCAGCAGUCGAUUGCAUCCGGAUGUUAUUAACUGUCCUGAGCUGGUUGGAAAACUAGCAGGAGCAAAUUCCCACGGAUCAUUGGUAAAAAUCCGAUGGAUCUCCAACAACUACACCAAUUUCCGCUGUCUGGGAUCGGUUAUCAGCCGGUCAUUCGUCCUCACUACGGCUAGCUGUUUGAAGGAAACCCAACCCAACGUCGUUGAACUCAUGGAAUCCGGAGUUCGAAACAACGUUGACAGCGUUUUAGCACAUCCUGGUUUCAACGCGACCGAUCGAACCAACGACAUAGCGCUCAUCAAGUUGAAGACUCAAUUGAGUUGGAGUUCGACCAUCUACCCGAUCUGUCUAUGGACGAACACAACCCACACCCCGAUGAAGCUGGACAUCAACUAUCAAACAACUUACGACGAAAAAAGUGUCGUUGAUUAUGCACUGAAAACGUACGUCUCCACGGCGAAGAAGCUGCACCCGAUGUACAACUCGGACUGCCAGCUGGCCCAUCGGACCACGCUCAGGAGUUCCCAGCUGUGCACCAGAAGUCCCUACCAUAGUGCGGUUUGUGUAGCGCCAGCUGAUCAGCUGAUUUGGGCGGACAAGGAUCGCAGCAGCAGCGUGAUGUACCUGGUCGGAAUGGCCACGAGGGCAUGCGGACCGCCGGUCAAGUGGAAGUACAACGUGUUUACCAGGAUAUCCGCGUUUGCCCAGUGGAUCAGCGAGAAUGCGUUUGGCGUCUGAAUGGCAGAUUCAAAUUUAAUAACGAAUAUCUUUUCCAAUCAUCUGUUUCUUUAUUCGGUUGAAUCUGCAUGUUCAAGGACUGAGUGUGAAAUACAUUUUGCCGGCUAAGGCGCAGACCUCUCCGUGUGUGACGUUUGGCCCGCCGUUCAAAUA
Molecule: messenger RNA, 2876 nt
Organism: Culex quinquefasciatus (southern house mosquito)
Lineage: Eukaryota; Metazoa; Arthropoda; Insecta; Diptera; Culicidae
Exons: 7
Coding region: 78-2723 (881 amino acids)
Biological process (GO): proteolysis
Molecular function (GO): serine-type endopeptidase activity
Source: RefSeq, a predicted model, not a curated record